AAUCAAAUAGAGUGCGAUUCUUUGAUAUAGGGAACCAUCUUCGUUUUCUUGUAUCAGAUACAUACUUGUUCAAAAGAAUUGACAUAUUGUUUAAGAAAAUGAUGAGUGUUGUGGGAGAGAUGUUUUGUAAUCCCUACACAACGGAGCUGGUGGUGAGAAGGCGGCGUGAGAGCCUGAAAAAGGAUCGUUUUGACGUUUUUGAUCUCUCCGACAAUCUCAUCUUCACCGUCGACGGUGGCACUUGGAACAUCCGCCGUAAACGUGUCCUCCGUGACGCCACCGGAAGUCCUAUUCUCUCCAUGCGCACCAAGGGUAUUGUAACAAUGAGAUACAAAUGGGAAGUGUUCAAAGGAGAAAGCACAGAGUCCGAUGAUCUUCUUUUCUCAGUAAGGGAACCAAAUCUAUUCUCCUUCAAAACAUCACUUGAUGUCUCUUUACCGCCACAACAACCCUCAACGGACUCUAGUAGUAUCGAGCCAGAUUUUCGAACAUCUGGUAGUUACAUCGGUUCUUCUUUCAAACUCUUUGAACCAGUUCAUAAUACUCUUCUCGCUGAGGUGGUUCAUGAUUUCUCAUGGGGAGGACUUAUAAUAGGGAAAUACAGCUUCAAAGUGAGAGUUAAUCCUUAUGUCGAUUUCGCAUUUGUCAUCGCGUUACUUGUAAUUGCAGAUGAUACGUCAAAUCUACGUUAGAGAAGGUUUAUGCUUAUCUUAGCUGGUUUCUUAUACGCAUUUUAUUCAAAAUAAGAUCAGAAAAUGGGCUGUAAAUUAUUUGUCGUACAACAGUUUCAGAUUGUAUAUUGUUGACUCUUCCUUUUUGGGUACUUGAGGUUUGUCUACAUUUCAAACAUAUUACCACUUGUAUAUAGUCUUUAUACCUUAAAAACAAACUGA
Molecule: messenger RNA, 893 nt
Organism: Raphanus sativus (radish)
Lineage: Eukaryota; Viridiplantae; Streptophyta; Magnoliopsida; Brassicales; Brassicaceae
Product: protein LURP-one-related 9
Exons: 3
Coding region: 99-692 (197 amino acids)
Source: RefSeq, a predicted model, not a curated record